Molecule: messenger RNA, 1356 nt
Organism: Lycium barbarum (goji berry)
Lineage: Eukaryota; Viridiplantae; Streptophyta; Magnoliopsida; Solanales; Solanaceae
Product: WAT1-related protein At5g07050-like
Exons: 7
Coding region: 84-1310 (408 amino acids)
Cellular component (GO): plasma membrane
Molecular function (GO): transmembrane transporter activity
Source: RefSeq, a predicted model, not a curated record
ACCACAAUUCUUCUCUUCAUAGUGUUUUCCUCUCUUCUCUCUUAGACUUCAAGAUUCAGCUGAAAGGAAAAAAAUAGAGGAAAAUGGAGGGAAAAGGAGAAUGCAGUUGCAGUUUUUACCAAAGGGCAAAGCCUUAUAUAGCUAUGAUCUCUUUGCAAUUUGGGUAUGCAGGGAUGAAUAUUAUUACCAAAGUUUCACUUAAUAGGGGCAUGAGUCACUAUGUUCUUGUUGUGUAUAGACAUGCUUUUGCUACAGCAGUUAUUGCUCCCUUUGCACUUAUUCUUGAAAGAAAAAUCAGGCCGAAGAUGUCACUAAUGAUAUUCUUGCAAAUAUUCGUAUUGGGUCUUUUGGGGCCAGUGAUUGAUCAAAAUUUUUACUAUGCUGGACUCAAAUUCACUUCCCCAACUUUUUCAUGUGCCAUGAGCAACAUGCUUCCUGCUAUGACAUUUGUCAUGGCAGUCCUCUGCAGGAUGGAGAAAGUGGACAUAAAGAAAGUUAGAUGCCAAGCAAAAGUUGUGGGAACUAUAGUAACUGUGGCUGGUGCCAUGUUAAUGACAUUGUACAAAGGCCAUGUUGUGAACUUAAUUUGGUCAAAUCACAUCAAUUCUAGUACUAAUUCUAAUGUCCCUGAAGUAAGUGGAUCCUCUGAUAAAGACUGGCUAAAAGGUUCAAUACUCCUCAUAUUUGCCACUCUUGCUUGGGCAUCUUUCUUCAUUCUUCAGAAUAUUACAAUGAGGAAAUAUACAGCUCCGCUUUCUCUAACUGCACUUGUUUGCUUCAUUGGAACCCUACAAUCGAUCGCUGUAACAUUUGUAAUGGAGCACAAAACUUCAGUUUGGACUAUCGGUUUUGACAUGAACCUUCUUGCUGCUGCCUAUGCUGGAAUUAUAUCAUCAGGCAUAGCAUAUUAUGUACAAGGACUUGUAAUGGAAAAAAGAGGACCUGUUUUUGUGACAGCUUUUAGUCCCUUAAUGAUGAUCAUUGUUGCUAUCAUGGGCUCUUUCAUUCUUGCUGAAAAAAUCUAUAUUGGAGGAAUUCUUGGUGCAGUGCUAAUAGUGGCAGGGCUAUACUCUGUCUUAUGGGGAAAAUACAAGGAGUACAAAGAGAAGGAAAUUGAAGAGUCAAUAAUAUCUGAACCAGUGAAGGGCAUUAAUGGAAACAGUCAAAUGAUGAUUCUUGAAAAUAAUGAAGCAAUUAACGAUAUAGAAAUGCAGAAAAAUGAUGAAAACAAAAUCUCAACUCCAGUAGUAAACAUUAGUGUUCCAAUGCAACAGGCCCCCAUGUUAGCUAAGGAAGCACCAAAAAUUUAAUUUUUGGUUUAGGAAUUAGAAGCAAAAAAAAGAACAGAAGAAAGAA